Molecule: messenger RNA, 1764 nt
Organism: Rubroshorea leprosula
Lineage: Eukaryota; Viridiplantae; Streptophyta; Magnoliopsida; Malvales; Dipterocarpaceae
Source: the annotation of a GenBank genome assembly
AUUUCUUUAUUUGUCACAAACAGGACCAAAGUAGGAAGUCAAUGAAAAUGACAAAAAAAUCUAUGAGAACAGAGACUUUAGUAGAGAUUUUUAGGUUUUAAUCCUUCAUUAUCUGGUUGAUCCUGUUAGUAAACGUGCAAUGACAGAGGUGUAGGUUUCAAUCCUUCAUUUUCUAUAUAACCUGCUUUCCAGUUCAAAGUCUAAAACCAUCCCUCUCCCUCAAAAAACACAUACAAAAUGGGCAUUUGUGCAUCUUCUCAAUUCAGGGCAAGGGAUGGCAGCCUGAACUGGCUAACAUCCACGGCCAAGAUAAUACAUUCAGAUGGAAGCCUUCUAGAAUUCCCUCAUACCAUCAAAGCCAGUUCCAUCCUCUCUCUCAAUCCCAACUGCUUCCUCUGUAACUCAGAGCAAAUGCAUGUAGACUCUCUCCUACCUCAUGUGGCCGGAGAUGAUGAACUUCAGCAGGGUCAGAUUUAUUUCCUCAUGCCUUUAUCAAAAUCUCAGGUACCAAUCUCCUUCCAGGACAUGUGUUCCUUGGCUGUCAAAGCAAGUACAGCAUUAACUCGUUUGGAGAUGGAGACAUCUUCUUCCCAUUCCUUUGCAAAUCCCGGAAACACUGAUUUCCCGAAUCCUACGUUUCUUCUCCCUGCCUUCUUGCCCAUCUUCUUCCAAAGCAGACCAGAAAAUCCCCACCGUCAGUCACUAGUCUUCUUUCUCCGUAACUGCUUCAAAGCAGAAAAGUACAACUCAACGCCAAAAUCCCAUUUCUCCUCCUCCUUCUAUCUGGGUCACGAGACGACCGUCGACAACUGUUGAGGACCGCCCAGACCACUGCGAUAAUCCUUUCGACACCAAUUGAUAAUUACUGAUGUUCUGUUAUUCUUGAUUCCGAAAAUGGGUUUUAACCCAUUUCUUUAUAUUCAAUUUUGACUUCAUGUGAUUUUUUGCUUCCGUCUGUGUCAAGUAGCGUAAUAGUUGUUUUCCUGCCCCAAUAUAGACCAGAUUCUAAUAUUGUUUUAGCUUUUGGAAGUUGGGUUUGAGUCCAUUUCAAUCUUUAUACCCCAUUGAUAUAAAUAUUUGGUUCUGAUUUGUUGAGAGCAUAUUUGGAAAUUUUGUUUUUUCUGUGUUCUUCAUUUCCUAGAAAGGGAGAAAAAUAUGGAAUAUGAUUUGGAACCUUUUAGUUGCUAAUGCUGAGGGAUUAUAGAAGACAAAAAGAACCAAAAUUUUUGUUUAUUUGGUUCUAAUUCGCUGAGAACAUGGUUGUGGCUUUCAUUUUUGGUAUGUUCUUCAUUUCCUAGAAAGUGGAGAAGAAAAAGGAAUGUAAUGUGGAACCAGAAAGAACCAGAAUUUUUAUAUACUGAAAUUGAUAUCCAAGUUCGACUGAGGUAGCAUUAAAAACUUAUCUGCAGCACUAUAUAGUUGUUUGUGUUCAAGUAGCAUUUUUCCUGUUUGUUGUCAUGUAUUAGAGUUGGAAUGUCUCAUGUGAACUCCUUUUUGGAAUUAAAUUCAACUUGGCAAAUCUAGAGUCAAUCUUAUGCUUCUCACUUCUUUUUCUACAUUUAUGAUGAUAAUGUUAUAGAUCUUAUUGAAAAUUGUUUAGAGGGAUAAUAGAGAUGAAGUCACCCUCUUCACAGGAUUGUAAAUAACAACAUUAUGUUUAGGAGGAAUCUAUAUUCCAGAUGGCAAACCUAUCAGCUUUGAACUUUCUUCGUGUCAUUGUCCUUGGUUCUUGUUUUAUUGAGAGAUUAAAACCAAGUCUAGUUG